AACAUACUUUGGUUGAUCAAUGCUUGUGGGUCGAACAACAACAAAUAUCGCUGCAGGUUUGCUAACUAGGGUGGUUAGUUAGUUAGCUGUCAAAAACAUGCUUCUUCAGACUUUCAGGCCAUGGCUGACCUUGCUCCGUUGCAGAGGAUUGCCAGUAGCAACAACACGACUUUACCACGGUGACAGAGUCGCAGCCGUCGGUACACAGCCUGACACACAGUCCGCGGAGUUUGCGGAAAACUAUGAACGAAUGCAAGUCCUUGUUGAUGAGUUGAAAGGUAGAUCGGAGAAAAUCAAAUUGGGUGGAGGAGAACGUGCCAGAAAGCUACACAUCUCCAGAGGGAAGCUCCUCCCCAGAGAACGCAUAGACAGACUGCUGGACCCAGGGUCUCCGUUCCUGGAAUUCUCCCAGUUUGCAGCAUAUGAGCUCUAUGGGAAAGAGGAGGUUCCAGCAGGAGGCAUCAUCACAGGGAUUGGCAGAGUCUCAGGGGUGGAGUGUGUUAUUGUUGCUAACGACGCCACAGUGAAAGGAGGCACCUACUACCCAGUCACAGUGAAGAAGCAUCUCCGAGCCCAGGAGAUAGCUCAGCAGAACCACCUGCCAUGUAUCUACCUGGUGGACUCCGGAGGAGCCAACCUCCCCAGACAGGCCGAGGUCUUCCCAGACAGAGACCACUUUGGACGGAUCUUCUUCAACCAGGCUCGCCUCUCCUCAGACGGAAUAGGACAGAUAGCGGUGGUUAUGGGGUCGUGUACAGCGGGAGGAGCGUAUGUCCCAGCCAUGGCUGAUGAGAGUAUCAUCGUCAGGAAACAAGGAACCAUCUUCCUGGGAGGACCUCCUCUGGUAAAAGCAGCAACAGGGGAGACUGUCUCUGCUGAGGAUCUUGGAGGGGCGGAUCUUCACUGCAGGAAGUCAGGCGUAACAGACCACUACGCUCUAGACGAUAGCCACGCCCUUCACCUGGCUCGCAAGGCCGUCCGCAACCUCAACUACACCAAGAACAUACAGGUGACCACAGAGCCCCCCGAGGUGCCUCUCUACCCAGCUGAGGAGCUGUAUGGCAUCGUAGGAGCCAACCUCAAACGCAACUUUGACGUCAGAGAGGUGAUAGCCAGGAUUGUCGAUGGCAGCCGGUUUGAUGAGUUCAAAGCCUUCUACGGAGAUACGGUGGUUACAGGGUUCUCCAGGAUAUUUGGUUACCCUGUUGGAAUCAUUGGUAACAAUGGAGUCCUGUUCUCAGAGUCUGCUAAGAAAGCAACUCAUUUCAUAGAGUUGUGCUGUCAAAGAAACAUUCCACUUAUCUUUCUACAAAACAUCACGGGCUUCAUGGUGGGCAGGGAGUACGAGGCAGGUGGCAUCGCCAAGGACGGGGCUAAGAUGGUCACGGCGGUUGCGUGUGCCAACGUGCCCAAGAUCACGGUGAUCAUCGGCGGCUCGUACGGAGCGGGCAACUACGGCAUGUGUGGCAGAGCCUACAGCCCCCGGUUUCUGUACAUGUGGCCCAACUCCCGUAUCUCUGUGAUGGGUGGAGAGCAGGCUGCCACCGUACUAGCGACCAUCACUAGAGACCAGCGGACUAGAGAGGGCAAGGAGUUCACAGCAGAGCAGGAGGCCGCCAUGAAGGAACCCAUCGUCAAACGGUUUGAAGAGGAAGGAAGCCCGUACUUCUCCAGCGCUAGGCUGUGGGAUGACGGUAUCAUCGACCCGGCUGACACCCGUCUGGUUCUGGGAAUGAGUCUCAGUGCUACACUCAAUGCCCCGACACAGAGGACACGCUUUGGAGUGUUCCGGAUGUAGACAUCCACGGGCCCACUGGAGGACAGACUAGACAUCCACAGACAGGCUAAACAUCCACAGACAGACUAAACAUCCACAGACAGACUAGACAUCCACAGACCCACUAGAGGACAGGCUAAACAUCCACAGACCCACUAGAGGACAGACUAGACAUCCACAGACCCACUAGAGGACAGACUAGACAUCCACAGACCCACUAGAGGACAGGCUAAACAUCCACAGACCCACUAGAGGACAGACUAGACAUCCACAGACCCACUAGAGGACAGGCUAAACAUCCACAGACCCACUAGAGGACAGACUAAACAUCCACAGACCCACUAGAGGACAGGCUAAACAUCCACAGACCCACUAGAGGACAGACUAAACAUCCACAGACCCACUAAAGGACAGACUAGACAUCCACAGACCCACUAGAGGACAGGCUAAACAUCCACAGACCCACUAGAGGACAGACUAGACAUCCACAGACCCACUAGAGGACAGACUAAACAUCCACAGACCCACUAGAGGACAGACUAAACAUCCACAGACCCACUAGAGGACAGACUAAACAUCCACAGACCCACUAGAGGACAGACUAAACAUCCACAGACAGACUAGACAUCCACAGACAGACUAGACAUCCACAGACCCACUAGAGGACAGGCUAAACAUCCACAGACAGACUAGACAUCCACAGACAGACUAGACAUCCACAGACAGACUAAACAUCCACAGACCCACUAAAGGACAGACUAGACAUCCACAGACCCACUAGAGGACAGACUAAACAUCCACAGACCCACUAGAGGACAGACUAGACAUCCACAGACCCACUAGAGGACAGGCUAAACAUCCACAGACCCACUAGAGGACAGACUAAACAUCCACAGACCCACUAGAGGACAGACUAAACAUCCACAGACCCACUAGAGGACAGACUAAACAUCCACAGACCCACUAGAGGACAGACUAAACAUCCACAGACCCACUAGAGGACAGACUAGACAUCCACAGACCCACUAGAGGACAGGCUAAACAUCCACAGACCCACUAGAGGACAGACUAAACAUCCACAGACCCACUAAAGGACAGACUAGACAUCCACAGACCCACUAGAGGAGAGACUAAACAUCCACAGACCCACUAGAGGACAGACUAAACAUCCACAGACAGACUAGACAUCCACAGACAGACUAGACAUCCACAGACCCACUAGAGGACAGGCUAAACAUCCACAGACCCACUAGAGGACAGACUAAACAUCCACAGACCCACUAGAGGACAGACUAAACAUCCACAGACCCACUAAAGGACAGACUAGACAUCCACAGACCCACUAGAGGAGAGACUAAACAUCCACAGACCACUAGAGGACAGACUAAACAUCCACAGACAGACUAGACAUCCACAGACAGACUAGACAUCCACAGACCCACUAGAGGACAGGCUAAACAUCCACAGACCCACUAGAGGACAGGCUAAACAUCCACAGACCCACUAGAGGACAGACUAGACAUCCACAGACAGACUAGACAUCCACAGACCCACUAGAGGACAGACUAGACAUCCACAGACCCACUAGAGGACAGACUAGACAUCCACAGACCCACUAGAGGACAGGCUAAACAUCCACAGACCCACUAGAGGACAGACUCUGGAGCCAGGCUGUACUGAUACAAGGACUGUAUCCUGUAUUGGACCUCCCAAAUGGAACCCUAUUCCCUAUAUAGUGCACUACUACCCCAUGGGCCCUGGUCAAAUGUAGUGCACUUUAGAAUAGGGAGCCAUUUGGGACAAUGAUGUAUUUUGUAGAAACAGUAUAUUGCACACCCCCAGGCAGCGUUGCCAGUAGUGUGUGGUGACUGACCAUAGAAAAACAUUUUGUUCUGGAAAAGCGACUAAACUGUCAUCUUUGUUAAACUGUAUCAUUAAUCAGUGUCAAUAAGGAGACUUGUGUUUAAAAGUCAAGAGAUAAGUAAUGGAACCUCAAGUCAGAAUCCUAAGUGUCCUCCUGAUCACACUCCGUGCCUCUCUACUACUUCUGAUAUGGUCAAACAUCACACCUCUUCUGGGAACUGGGAGUCUCUAUCUAACCAACUCUGGUUUUUGUAUGUUGCUUCUAUUUUCUCUAGGAUUUUGGAUUAACACGGGUGUUCACCAAUUAAAAGAACUGACCGCACACGGAAA
Messenger RNA from Oncorhynchus mykiss (rainbow trout), 3970 nucleotides. Lineage: Eukaryota; Metazoa; Chordata; Actinopteri; Salmoniformes; Salmonidae. The record is from RefSeq and is a predicted model, not a curated record.